This is a messenger RNA of Cadophora gregata, 240 nucleotides long. RefSeq lists its product as uncharacterized. The coding region runs from base 1 to 240 and encodes 79 amino acids. Lineage: Eukaryota; Fungi; Ascomycota; Leotiomycetes; Helotiales; Ploettnerulaceae. The transcript has a single exon. The record is from RefSeq and is a predicted model, not a curated record.
AUGUAUCAUGUUCUUUUGAAGAACAAUGCUGGUGCUAUUCUAUCGGGUAAAGGACAGGGGCAUGAUGAUGCACUUCAUCUUGACCAGGGACUCUUACGUCUUGCGGAGAUCGAAGACUGGAAUCAUGUUAUGGCAAUCACUCAUGGUGGUGUUAGGGUGAACCUACCCGAAGCUAGUUUGGGUUGUGAGGAGACUGCCUCUGUAGGAGAAAGUCCAAUAGCUCAACGGGGAAUCAACUGA